Molecule: messenger RNA, 831 nt
Organism: Cyphellophora attinorum
Lineage: Eukaryota; Fungi; Ascomycota; Eurotiomycetes; Chaetothyriales; Cyphellophoraceae
Exons: 2
Coding region: 1-831 (276 amino acids)
Source: RefSeq, a predicted model, not a curated record
AUGUCGAGCAGACAUGAUGAUGAUUACGACGACCGUCCUCGACGCUCUGCAAAGCCAGAAGUUCCCCUUCCGCCUCCCAUAGACGACGUGGACUACGGUGACGCACCAAGCCGGAAACCCAGACGUGCUCAUUAUCCUGACGACGAUAUCAUCGAUCUCCGAGACAACGAUCCGCCGAGAGGCGAUAAGAAAGGACGAGACAGAGACGACCCAGGUCUGAAGCCGCCCAAGUCGUCUAAAGCCGAGCGUGGCAGUUCGGCAGGCAGUGAUCGGCCACGACGUCGCCGUGAUCCCUAUUCCGACGCUGACGACGAAGACCUUGAUCCCCGCUACGAUGGGUACGAUGACCGUCCGCGCCGGCGCAAGGACGACGACUAUGAUCGCGGCUACAAGUCAGAUCGCGACCGAGGAGGUGGGCGCCGCGGAUACGAUGAUAGAUAUGAUGAUCCUCGACGCCGUGACGAUCGGCCCCGUCGCCGAGAUGAUGACUACGACCGAGGCUACAAAUCUGACCGCGACCGGCGGUCCAAGUACGACGACCCACGUGAUAGAAGACGAUACGAUGAUGACAGAGACCGGGACAGAGAUCGAGAUCGGAGUCGCCGACGCGGUGGAGGCGACAGGGACCGCGACAGAGAUCGUUAUGCCAGAGACAAGUCGCGCGACCGAGAUCGGGAUCGGGAUAGACGGGAUAAGAAGGGAGGUGGUGGUUUGGAUCUGAAGAACUUCGACGUGAACAAUAUUCAGGGCUACAUGGAGAAGGGGCAGAAGUACUACAAGAGUGCGAAGCCAUUCAUCGAUCAGCUUCAAGGCAUGCUGGGCAAGAAAUGA